CUGAUAUACUUACUUUACUCUUUGAUGUAUUGAUUGAUUUUUCUUUUAAAGAAUACUUGCAUAUAUCAAAUAAAAUCAAUAUUUGCAGAGUGGUGCAAGUUUAAUUUCGUUACAAACCGUCAAAACAAUGGCAUCAUCUUCAUUGGCGGAUGUGCCUACUGUAGAUAUAGAUCCAUCUGGGGUAUUUAAAUAUAUCCUAAUUAAAUUAUAUGAUACAAAACAAAGUGAAGACGACUUUGUAUAUAUUGUUCGCGGGUACUACAGAUGCAAUUACCAUUCAGACGUAUAUGAUGAGGUACAAGAAAAACUGCAUCCAUUAGAUUGUGAAACAGUGGGUGGAGGUAGAAUAUCACAUGAGCCAAGUAUUAAGAAGAUUCACAUCUAUGGUUAUUCACAAGGCUAUGGCAAAGCAGACCAUGAAAUAACAGCCAAACUUAUCAAAGCUGCAUUCCCUGACUAUAAAAUCACAAUUAGUGAUGAGGGAUAUUAAAUGCAGUCAUAUUGUAAUAUAUUAUUAAAUUUAAUGUUUAAGCUUUUAUGUUCUAUUUAAUGUAUAUUCAUCGAUGUAUUAUAAAUGUGCAGUUAAUGGAAUUCUUAGAUAUAACUGUUAUGAGUAACAUGUAUACUAUAACAGCUAAU
Molecule: messenger RNA, 639 nt
Organism: Achroia grisella
Lineage: Eukaryota; Metazoa; Arthropoda; Insecta; Lepidoptera; Pyralidae
Product: 14 kDa phosphohistidine phosphatase-like
Exons: 3
Coding region: 128-490 (120 amino acids)
Biological process (GO): peptidyl-histidine dephosphorylation
Cellular component (GO): cytosol
Molecular function (GO): protein histidine phosphatase activity
Source: RefSeq, a predicted model, not a curated record